AUGGCAGAGCUUCGCUCGCAUUUUCCUACAAGACCUGUCGCGAAUCCAAAAGCAGUUGUCUCAGGAGAGAAAUACAGGUUCACUGUGCUCACAGAUGCCUUGAUUCGUUACGAGUACGCUCCAGACGGAAUCUUUGAAGAUCGUGCCUCCACAUUUGCCAUCAACCGUGAUUUAGGCUCUGUCCCAGACUUCGAGACUUACGAGGACGAAUCGGGUCUCGAGAUCAUCACAGAGCGACUGCAUCUUACCUACGACAGACAACCAUUCAGCUCCUCCGGAUUAGUCGUUGAUGUGAAAGGAAAGAUCACCAAUUGGGGAAGUCAGUGGCGGUUCGGCAUAGAUGAGAAUCUCUGGGAAGGCGUGGAGAACUUUGGUGGAACAGCAAGGACUUUGGAUGGUGUGGAUGGCAGAUGUAAGUUAGAAGGGGGCAUCAUCGGUCGGGUAGGAUAUGCGACCAUCGAUGAUUCGGUAAGUAUGCUUUUUGAUGGGAAUGGAUGGGUUGGGUCAAGAAGACCUGGCGGCACCCAAGGAAAGCGGAUCGACGGGUACUUGUUCGCCUAUGGCUUGAGUUACAAGGAAGCUAUCAAAGCUUUCUACGCAGUCAGUGGAAAGCAGCCAGUGAUCCCAAGGUGGGCGUUGGGAAAUUGGUGGAGCAGAUAUUACGAAUAUCGGGCUGCGGAAUACCUGAGCUUGAUGGAUCUUUUCCAACAGGAGAAGAUACCUCUGAGCGUUGCCGUGCUCGAUAUGGAUUGGCAUUAUGUCCAUGAGGACAGAGUCACCACUGCCGGUUGGACAGGAUAUAGUUGGAACAAGCAGCUGUUCCCGGAUCCCAAGGGUUUUUGCGAAGCAUUGCACGAGAGACGGCUGAAGGUCACCUUGAACGACCAUCCUGCCGAUGGCGUACACGCAUUUGAGGACGUAUACGAGACAAUGGCGAAGUUCAUGGGUUUCGAUACCAGCCAGAAGAAGCCCAUCUUGUUCAACCCGACAAAUAAAACAUUUUUCGACGCAUUCUUCGAUGUGCUACAUCGCGAGCUAGAGGAAAAUGGAGUGGAUUUUUGGUGGAUAGACUGGCAGCAGGGAACGUUUUCGCGAAUUCCAGGAAUCGACCCGCUGUGGAUGUUGAAUCACUUUCAUUUCCUGGACAAUGCAAGAGAUGGCAAGAGACCCAUCAUCUUUUCGAGGUAUGGAGGACCAGGCAGUCAUCGAUAUCCCAUUGGGUUCUCUGGAGAUACGAGAGCUUCCUGGGCAUCGCUUGACUUUCAACCCGAAUUUACAGCGACAGCUUCGAACAUUGGGUAUGGCUGGUGGAGUCAUGACAUCGGCGGCCACAUGCUUGGUGCCAAGGACGACGAGUUAUCCACUCGGUGGUUGCAGUAUGGUGUCUUCUCGCCAAUCAUGCGAUUGCACUCGACUUUGAGCGAAUGGCAAUCGAAAGAACCAUGGAAUUACAGGACCGAGUUCGAGGAGAUCAUGAAAAAGUUCCUUCGCUUUCGCCACAGAAUGAUCCCCUACCUAUACAGCAUGAACGUGAGAGCAGCAACCGAAGACGAGCCACUAGUCCAACCUUUGUAUUGGCAGUAUCCCCGAGCUCAGGACGCACAGCACAACAAAAAUCAGUAUUUCUUUGGUUCGGAGCUGAUGGUUGCACCAAUCACCAAGCCACGACAUCUACAGACUGGAUUGGGCACCGUCAAGGCGUGGCUGCCACCUAAUGGAAGAUACGUUGACAUAUUCACGGGGACGGUCUAUGAUGGUGGCCGAAUAUUGAACCUAUAUCGGCAACUGACCGAAUAUCCAGUGUUUGCGUCUGAGGGAUCCAUCGUUCCUCUUGACGCUGCAGAGGUGCCGGUGAAUGGAGGGACAAAUCCCAAGGAUUACGAACUCUUCGUCGUGGUAGGCAAGGACGGCAAAUUCAGCAUUUUCGAAGACAGCAGAGACGAUCCUGAAGACAGAAACACAGGUGGUCAAGCGUACGAACAGCGACAGAUCCCAAUCACGUGGACACAAGCGGAAGGAUGCUUGCGGAUUGGCCCUGUUAAAUCUGACGUUGGAGCUGCCGAUGCCGAACCGAGGAGGAAUUGGAAGGUUAAAUUCAUAUCUUGCAGCGGAAUUGAACUCAAGAACGUGGCUAUUGUUGACUUUGACGUCGGGAUAAGUAUGGAUCGAUCCAUGGCGGGAGGCUUUACAAUUAACAUCACCGACGUCCCAUCGGACAAGGAGGCCGUGAUCGAGAUUGGCAAAAACCCUCAGCUGGAUAUCCUUGAUAUCAAAGAACCUGUCCGCAGCAUGAUCAAUGGCUUUCAGUGUAGGUUCGACAUCAAAGACAAGCUAUUCGAGUGUAUCAAGGAAGAUGGCCUGUCUAUUGCGGCGAGAAGCAGUCGGCUGUUGGCGGUGGAGGUUGAAGAGAAGCUGGUUGGUCCUGUGUUCGAGCUACUUCUGGCGGAUUCGAGGUUGCAGCAUGUGUCUCCCUUUAUGCCGGAUGGAUCAUUACAGUAG
Endocarpon pusillum Z07020 is the source of this 2499-nucleotide messenger RNA. RefSeq lists its product as uncharacterized. The record is from RefSeq and is a predicted model, not a curated record. The transcript has a single exon. Gene Ontology annotation, biological process: N-glycan processing; carbohydrate metabolic process. Bases 1 to 2499 code for a protein of 832 amino acids. Gene Ontology annotation, molecular function: alpha-glucosidase activity. NCBI's taxonomy places the organism in Eukaryota, Fungi, Ascomycota, Eurotiomycetes, Verrucariales, Verrucariaceae.